AUGAUGAAGACCGCUACUGCCAUGCUCGUCCUCUCCGCCCUUGGCGCGAUUGCGACCCCUCUCAAGCAAUUCCAAUCUCGCGCUGCUGCAGGCUACUCCGACACUCAGAUCUUGCAGUAUGCCCUUACUUUGGAGAACCUCGAGAAGUCGCUCUAUUCCGACUUCCUUGCCAAGUACUCUGCUCAGGAUUUCGCCAACGCCGGUUACCCUGAUUGGGUCCGUAGCCGUUUGACCCAAGUGUCAGAUCACGAAGCCGCUCAUGUUGAAUUGUUGUCAACUGUUUUGGGUAGCGAUGCUGUUCAGCCGUGCACCUAUUCUUUCCCUUACACCGACAUCCCUUCCUUCCUCGGUCUUUCCUCCACCAUCGAAAACGUUGGUGUCUCCGCCUACUCCGGUGCUGCUCAAUACAUCACCUCCCCCGCUUAUCUUUCCGUGGCAGCUGUCAUCCUCUCCACCGAAGCUCGUCAUCAAGCAUGGGAAAGUUCCGCCGUUCUCAAGAACGCGGCUUGGAGCGGACCUUAUGACACCGUGUUGGGUUUAGACAUGGUUUACACUCUCGCCUCCGCUUUCAUCACUUCUUGCCCCGAUUCCAACGCGGCCUUACCCGUCAAAGCUUUCCCCGCUCUCACCGUUAACACACCUACUCCCGGUGCGACUUCUACCUUCUCUUUCAAAGGAGGUAACGGAGGUCCUUAUUACGCCAUCUUUUACAACGGCUUAGGAACUCAGAGCGAACAACUUGACGCCAACAACGCCGCUAUGAUUCCUUCGGCAUUGCAAGGUUUCUCGUACGUUAUCAUCGCUUCCACCGGUAACGCCACCGCUGUCACCGAUGACAAUAUCGUUGCUGGACCAGCUAUCUUGAGCUUCCCAUUCAACUCCAAGGCCUCAAACCCUGGUUUCACCGGUCAAUAA
Tremella mesenterica DSM 1558 is the source of this 915-nucleotide messenger RNA. RefSeq lists its product as uncharacterized. The record is from RefSeq and is a predicted model, not a curated record. The transcript is spliced from 3 exons. The coding region runs from base 1 to 915 and encodes 304 amino acids. Lineage: Eukaryota; Fungi; Basidiomycota; Tremellomycetes; Tremellales; Tremellaceae.